AUGCCCAUGCUAGACAAGCCAAAGAAGGCGCCAGGCUGGUCGAGCUCUCUCCGCGACGACGACUUCUCCUCGGACGACGAUGCCGGACCUCGUUCGCUCUCAACGUCUCGCGUUGCUCGGACGGCUGGAUUGGGGGACGAGGACGACGAGGAAGGCUUCGUGUGGGGCUCAACAACAGACUUCGUGGACAUCGGCAUGGUCGACGAGCCGGCCAGCUUGAAGUUUGUCGAGACGCCGUUGACCUUGGCGAAACGGACGGGCGCGACGGGCGGUAAGGCGGCGCAAUCUGACGCGAAGCAGAAGGAGAAGCCUAAAGCUACCGUGCCUCCUCCGCCUGCAAAAGCCCGACCUGCUCCCCCGCCAACUUCGCUUCUCGAUCAGAAUAUGUUGGCUCAGAGUGCAUCAAAAGCCGGCCCAGCAGCAGCAGCGCCGCCAAAAACGCCCGCCAAGGCGAAGACCACGGCGACCUUCAAGCCUCUCCAGCCUCUUUCAGCCGCGCCUGUCGCGCCUCGUGCCCCAGUUGCGCCUAGACCUGCUCACAAGGCUGUUCCGCCGAGCUCGCCUAUCAAGACGCUCGACCGCAUUACCGCGCCUCCUCAGCAUCCGAUGCCUUCGAAACAGCCUGUUCGCGCCAGGCCUGCGCUCGGCACUCCUGCUGCAAACCCGUUCCGUCCCCCAGGAUCUCGCAUGGAGCCGUCGACCUCUUCCAAGCAGUGCUCGCUUCUACCGGUGACGGCUGUGCGCAAGCCUGCUGCGUCUUCGGUUUCUCUCGUUUCCAGUUCUGCUUCUUCUUCUGCUCGCCGUGCAGGAUCUCCUGAUGGCUCGACUCCUCCGACUUCUCCUCGCCCUCGCUCGAAGCCCUCGAAGGCAGCUGUCGUUCCCACUUCCCGCGACGGCUCUUCCAGCCCUCUUCCGCAGUGGCAGGCUCCUCUGCUGCGCCCUCAGCCGGUCAAGGGCUUUCAGCAGCCGGCGUCGCCUGCGCCUGCGCCAACGACUCCGAGCGAUCGCUUGCUGAGCGCGCAGGCAACUGUUCCUCCGCACCGUCGUUCGCCCAGCAUGGAUACGACCGCUAGGAAACGCCGCUUUGCCGAAACUAACCCUACUCACGCAUUCGCCGACCAUCCGAGCGCAGGUCUCGCUCAUUCGUCCAGCGAAGUUAGCCACGAGACUCGUGCUCGCCUCGACCGCUUCCGCUACAUCGGCAACUUCGGUACGACCUCGAAGACUAGCUCGCCUGCUUCUACGACUCACACAGAACCGGCGGCUAAGCGUUCACGAGAGGCUACUUCCGAGAGCAUUGCCUCGUCCACAGCUCGCGAAGGCAGCACGUCUACGCCGACAACCGCACGCUUCACACUUCCCGGUCUCGCGCCUCCGUCCGCCCCGAAGCGCCCCUCCAACCGCCUCGCUUUCGAGCCCGCCGAACCGCUCUCGUCUUUCCAAGCGCGCAUGUCUUCCAACAAUUCGCGCUCAUCCUUCGUCAGCUCAAACUCGCACGACAACAGGGACGGGAGGGAGAAAGUCCUUCUCGGUGCCGCGGUUAGGUCUGUCAAGCCGAUUCUCUCGACGAGGUUUGGCGGUAGUGCGGGCAAGAAGAGGAAGCUCGGCAAGGGCGUGCCGCUGGUCGUGCCGCGUGAGAAGGCUGCGCAGGAUGAGGAGGAAGAGAGCGCUGAGGCGAGGUUGAGAAGGUUGUAUCGCAGUCUCGAUGGGUGA
This is a messenger RNA of Rhodotorula toruloides NP11, 1713 nucleotides long. RefSeq lists its product as uncharacterized. The coding region runs from base 1 to 1713 and encodes 570 amino acids. NCBI's taxonomy places the organism in Eukaryota, Fungi, Basidiomycota, Microbotryomycetes, Sporidiobolales, Sporidiobolaceae. The record is from RefSeq and is a predicted model, not a curated record. The transcript is spliced from 3 exons.